Molecule: messenger RNA, 795 nt
Organism: Aspergillus welwitschiae
Lineage: Eukaryota; Fungi; Ascomycota; Eurotiomycetes; Eurotiales; Aspergillaceae
Exons: 1
Coding region: 26-622 (198 amino acids)
Source: RefSeq, a predicted model, not a curated record
CUACUCCCUACUAUUACCCUGGAAGAUGCCGCCGACCAUUUCCCCGCUGGCCAGUUGCAUCCCCCGCACGCCCAUCUCACGGUCUUUCCGCAACUUCCAUUCCUACAGAUUGUCCCGAACAUUAUCACCGUCGUCAUCAUCAACAUCAUCACCAUUCAGAUCUCCGCUCUCCGUGUCUCUACCAGCAUCGUCUACGCGACUUACAUCUACGAGCAUCACCAACACAACUCUCCCUACGAUCAAAAAGUUCUCCUAUCAAAUAGUCCAAAACCGAACCAUGUCUGCUGCCCCCGUCCCCGACCGGUACAAACUCGUCUUCUUCGUCCCGCAUUCCCACCUCGAGGCAUGUAAAGAAGCUGUCUUCGCGACCGGCGCGGGAACCUUUCCCGGAGGCAAGUACCGGAAAUGCUGCUUCCAGAUGCCUGGUCAGGGCCAAUUUCUGCCGUCAGAAGGUGCGAAUCCUGCCAUUGGCGAAGUUGGGACGAUCGAAACGGUUGAGGAAAUGAAGGUGGAGGUGAUGUGUCUGGGACGGUCGGUGAUGCUGCAGGCAGUCGAGGCAUUGAUUAAGGCUCAUCCGUAUGAGGAGGUCGCAUAUGAGGUAUAUAAGAUGGAGAAUGUAUAAUGGGCUGUUGGUGAUGUCGGAUGCGUUGCUGGGCUAUAGGCCCGGUCGGUUUAUGUGUCAUGACGGCGUUUUGGAGGGAUUGAGUCGUGGAGGUGCCUGUUGUUAGUCCAGAUGAAUUCUGCAAGCCGGAUUAAAGCCGAUUAAAUUAUACUGUGAUUUUUUGAUAGUUUUGA